Messenger RNA from Molossus molossus (Pallas's mastiff bat), 318 nucleotides. RefSeq names its product cytochrome c-like. Bases 1 to 318 code for a protein of 105 amino acids. Gene Ontology annotation, biological process: mitochondrial electron transport, ubiquinol to cytochrome c; mitochondrial electron transport, cytochrome c to oxygen. Gene Ontology annotation, cellular component: mitochondrial intermembrane space. Gene Ontology annotation, molecular function: heme binding; electron transfer activity. The record is from RefSeq and is a predicted model, not a curated record. The transcript has a single exon. NCBI's taxonomy places the organism in Eukaryota, Metazoa, Chordata, Mammalia, Chiroptera, Molossidae.
AUGGGUGAUGUUGAGAAAGGCAAAAAGCUUUUUGUUCAGGACUGUGCCCAGUGCCAUACUGUGGAAAAGGAAGGCAAGCACAAGACUAGGCCAAAUCUCCAUAAUCUAUUGGAGUUAAAGACAGGCCAGACUCCUGGAUUUUCUUACAUGGAUGCCAACAAGAACAAAGGCACCACCUGGGGAGAGGAGGCACUGAUGGAGUGUUUGGAGACUCCCAAGAAGUACAUCCCUGGAACAAAAAUGAUCUUCACUGGCAUUAAGAAGAGUGCAGAAAGGGAAGACUUUUUAGCUUAUCUCAAAAAAGCUACUAAGGAGUAG